Molecule: messenger RNA, 3158 nt
Organism: Phanerochaete carnosa HHB-10118-sp
Lineage: Eukaryota; Fungi; Basidiomycota; Agaricomycetes; Polyporales; Phanerochaetaceae
Exons: 14
Coding region: 45-2174 (709 amino acids)
Molecular function (GO): protein binding
Source: RefSeq, a predicted model, not a curated record
AUGAUGCCCACUAUCCCCUUCGCUCUUUUGCUCCAGUGGCGAGAAUGGCAAAGAAAAAAGCUGGUAACUCCGGCUCAAAGGCUUCCGCAAAGGCUGCGAAGAAGGCGAAGAUAGAUAAAAAGAUAGACCGCAAGGAGAAGAAGAAGCAGAGCAAGUCCAAGCCUGACAUAGAGGACGAUGACGAGGACUUGGAGGCCAUCCUAGACAAGAUGCGAAGAGACUGGGAAGACCAGCACAAAGUUACCGAAGAGCUUGUCGAGGGACCACCCAGUCGGCGGGCAAAUGCUACCUUGAUUCCCUGUCCGAAUGGAAAUCAUCUAUGGUGCAUCGGCGGAGAGUUCUUCAGCGAAGAUAAUAAAGCCUACUUCUAUAAUGACGUCUUUCGGUAUUCGCCUGACAAGGAUGAAUGGCGCAAGUUUGUCUCCCCUACCUGUCCUGGCCCUCGUUCGGCCCAUGCUGUGGUCGCUUCUCCCGCGGGAGGGGGAAAGCUGUUCCUGUUCGGUGGGGAGUUCUCUAGCCUUAACCAGUCGACCUUCCAUCACUACCGCGACUUCUGGUGCUUCGACAUCCAAACGCACUCCUGGGACAGAAUCGAAACCAAAGUCCUUCCUUCAGCACGCUCGGGGCAUCGAAUGGCAAUGUGGAAGCACUACAUCGUGCUCUUCGGGGGAUUCUAUGACCCUGGUAUCAGAACAAAUUACUUGAACGAUCUAUGGCUAUUUGACACACAGGAGUAUAAGUGGAAGCAGGUUGAGUUGAAAGAAAAUGAACCCAAGCCUUCGCCGCGAAGUGGGUUCUCGUUCUUGUCCACUCCUGAAGGCGCCCUAUUGCAUGGCGGGUACUGCAAAGAAUAUCAAAAGGGCAAGCGGCCUGUCGGUGUCAUGCUCGAAGAUACCUGGUUUCUGAGGCUGAGCGUGCCAACCGAGCCAGACGCAGACCGAAAGCCGUCUUCGUUCAACAUGCCAGUCCUCAAAUGGGAGCGGCGCAAGCGUUCAUCGACAGCUUACGCACCAUCAAUUCGCUCUGGGUGUACGAUGGCGCUGUGGCAAACGAAGAAUACUGGUGUCCUUUUCGGUGGUGUCACGGACGAGGACACGAACGAGGAGACAUUGGAGAGCGUCUUUCACAACGACUUGUACGGCUACCAGAUUGCCGAAAAUGGCCGCUGGAUCUCCAUAACCCUCAAACGCCCCAAACAAAAAGGCGGUGCGAAGAAAAAGAUGGCGCCAGCCGCUACUGCAGCUCCCAAGCUUUCUACAUCUGUAUCAGAGAAGGAGAAGACAGGCUCUGACGACGAAAAGGACUCCGACGAAUAUCACUCUGACGAGGAGGACAAACCAUGGCUGAAAGCCAAACAACAGCGGGAGAGUCGUCCACCAUCGCUCACGUCGACCGCUGUAACCGAAACCCCAGUCAACGACGAAGUGGGCCCGGAAGACCCGAACCUUACUAUCCCAUUGCCACGAUACAAUGCUAUGUUAGCAGUUCUGCGUAACAAUCUGUUCAUUUAUGGUGGCAUAUUCGAGCGCGGAUCACGCGAGUACACACUAGACGACUUCUACUUACUGCAGCUCGACAAACUCGAUCGCUACGUUUGUCUAAAGCCGAGCGACGUCAUUAUCCCUGCGAAUGCCGACGACAGCAGCAGCGACGGGGACGACGACGAGGAUAGCUCGGAUGAUGAGAGUAAUUACGGCGAUGGCGACGACGACGACGAAAGUCUCUCAGCGACAUUGACUGCUGACUCGCCUGCCAAGGAAGUUAAGAACGAUAAAGAGGAUGGAAAGGAAAUGUUGAAGGUCAUAUCCGAGGAGGAACCAGAUCCCGAUAAUCUACGAGCUCAAGCUACGGCGUUUAUGGGUGUCUCCAAGGACCAGACCCGCUCAGCCGAGGAUGUAGUCAGCACACCCCUGCCAGGCGAGACCCUCGCAAUGUUCUACGCCCGUUCGCGCGAUUAUUGGGCACAGAAGGCGCAUCAAUCGAGCGAUAACCGCGGCAAAAUGCUCCGUCGUGAUGCUUUCACGCUCGCACAGGAGAGAUACACAUCGUACAAGCCGAUCCUUACAGAAGUGGAGAAGAUCUUGGCUGAGGCUGGAAUGGAUGAGGAGGAGAUACGGAGAAGUGCCGCUGCAGGACCUGAUGCCAGGCAGGGACAGAGUCGGAACCGUAGGUGACCUUGCCAUAGUUAUUUCAGGUUGGCCCUUGCUACCUCAAGCCGCCGCACAUUCUUUGCUAGGAUAUCAGCAGUGAUACCCUCGUUUCGUGAUGCCCGCGAUGCCACGUCCUGCGCAGCAAGUACGAAGCCCAUUGCUGCCUGGUAGUCUUGCAGCCGGUUUGACAUCUCGGCGGUAUUCCCAAGGCACAAGACAAGCUCCUUGCGUAUGUCAACCACUGCCGAGUUCCAGCGGCCCUGUGUUGCCUCGUCGAAAGCAACUAGUUCCGCCGCAAGCUGUGCGGUCUGACGAUACUCGCUCCGCGCCGUAUAUGGCGCCUCCCGGACAUGUUUCUUGUUCUUCUCCCUCUGUGCCCUGACCCGCUUCGCUAUGACCGAGACCGUCUUCCCAAUUACCAUGUCGCUCAGGAUCUGCUGCACAUGCACGAGAUGUGUGCCAUCCGCCGUACCCUCCGGCAGGGACCGCCAUGUGUGCGCCUUGUCGAGUAUGCCGCGUUGUGCUAGUACAUUCAGCAACCGGAGGAGAGCUAUCGGGGCGGAAAUGGCUGCGUCUGGGAUCUGGCCGAGCGCGUCGAUGGUCACACCGGGCUCUUCGAUGUCGGCGAGGGCCAAGGGUAUACGGAAGACGCUGGCCGACCACUCAAUUUUUUCAUAAAACUCCUCUUCCUUCAUCCUGGGGCUGAAUACUAAGUCGGCUUCUCUUGAGAUAGGUGUAGCCUUUUUGGUAGACUCGUAGGCGAUGCGCAGAAGGGAUAUGAGAUCGACGUCAUCAAUGUCAGGAGUGAACGUUAGUGUGGUAAGAAUUGACAAGAUGUCAAUGCGCAUGUGCCCUGCGUCCUAUGUCAGUUAUGCAAUUACGUUGGGGUAUCAGCAGCAGCAGAUUGGUCACCUCGAUACUCGUACAAGUUAGCCAUUGCCUCUGUGUUUGGCUUGAUUCCAUACCAGUCUGGGUGCACUCCAUCGAGGAGGCUGUUUACAGACUCAG